Zasmidium cellare ATCC 36951 is the source of this 990-nucleotide messenger RNA. RefSeq lists its product as uncharacterized. Bases 1 to 990 code for a protein of 329 amino acids. Lineage: Eukaryota; Fungi; Ascomycota; Dothideomycetes; Mycosphaerellales; Mycosphaerellaceae. The record is from RefSeq and is a predicted model, not a curated record. The transcript has a single exon.
AUGGGGAGCAUCAACACUGCGUCUGCAAAAAUUCUCAUCACCGGCGCUGCAGGCUUCGUUGGCCAGGCGUUGGCGCCCAGCCUGACCCAAGACCCAGCUGUAGAGAGCAUCGCCUUGACCGACAUAACACAGCCAGCCUUGCCGGCUGUUGCCAAGGACACGACAUGCCGCAUCACGAGCUUUGCUGCCGAUUUCAUUUCCCUAGCCACUUGCGAAAAGGUCGUCUCGGCGGAGUUCACCCAUAUCUAUCUUCUGCAUGGCAUCAUGUCGGGCGCGGCAGAGGCCAACCUGGAUCUCGGAUUGAAAGUCAACGUCGAUUCUAUGAGGUAUAUCAUCGAUGUGUUACGCCGGCAUCACCGACCAAAGCCAGUCCGUAUCAUCUUCCCAUCCAGCCUCGCCGUCUUCGGACCUCCUGGACAAGGUGAAGUGGUGACCGAGAAUACAAUGCCAAUUCCAAGGUCCUCGUAUGGCACGGAAAAGGCCAUGGUCGAACUGCUACUCAAUGACCUCUCACGGCGAGGCCUCGUUGAUGCAAGAAUUCUGCGGCUUCCCACAAUAAUCGUGCGACCCGGCAAACCGCCGGGAGCUGCUUCAUCAUUCUGCUCGGGGAUCAUCAGAGAGCCUCUCAAUGGCAAACCCUCCAUCCUCCCGGUACCGAGGGCUCUCAAACUCUGGGUGUGCCCAGCUCGCACUGUGAUCAGGAAUCUCGUUGCCGCCAAAGACAUUCCAGAAGCGAGGUUCAUCGGCAGUUGCAUCGUCAACCUCCCAGGACAGACCGUCACCGUUGACGAUAUGCUACAGGGGCUACGAGACGUUGGUGGUCAGAAAGCUCUCGGUCUGAUACAGGAACAGUAUGACGAGAAGGUGGCCAGUAUCGUUGGGUCAUGGCCAGCUGUGUUUGACACCGAGAAAGCCAUCGAUCUGGGCUUUCAUCCUGAUGUUGGCCUUGGGCAAACGUUGAAAGAUUACAUUGAAGACUACAUGCACUAG